Molecule: messenger RNA, 2708 nt
Organism: Notothenia coriiceps (black rockcod)
Lineage: Eukaryota; Metazoa; Chordata; Actinopteri; Perciformes; Nototheniidae
Gene: f13a1b
Product: coagulation factor XIII, A1 polypeptide b
Exons: 15
Coding region: 221-2449 (742 amino acids)
Biological process (GO): blood coagulation, fibrin clot formation; peptide cross-linking
Molecular function (GO): protein-glutamine gamma-glutamyltransferase activity
Source: RefSeq, a predicted model, not a curated record
ACACACACACACACACACACACACACACACACACACACACACACACACACACACACUCUCUCUCAUGGAUGACUCGCCCUCUCCCCUGUAGGGUAUUUAAGCAGAAGCAGAAGUUUCCCAAGACGGAGCAGCAGCAGCGGAUCCACUCCAUCCAACAGCAGCUUGUCUCUCCAACUUCAUCCGAGUCUUUUCAGAUCGUCCUUCUCGAGUUAUCGCCGCCAUGUCUGAUCCAGGCGCCACCGCGACCUCCUCUCCCGCCCCCCCUCCUCCCACCGGACCCCGACCCAAGAUGACGAGCAGCGGUCGCUCUUUAGUUCCCAUCUCCACCUCCAACUCUGACUCCACCGACAUCCCUGAGUUUGAACCGUUUGGUCUGCCGGGUCCAAGAGGAUUCCCCCCUCUGACCGACUAUCUUGACAUCUUGGACGUGGACAUGAUGCGACUGCCGGAGGAGAACAACAAGCAGCAGCACCACACCAACUUGUACAACUCGGACUAUCUGGUGGUGCGUCGAGGACAAGAGUUCGAGGUCAAGAUCACCUUCAACCGUCCCUACAAAGCUGCCUCAGACAAGUUCGCUGUGGAGUUUGUGAUCGGCUCCAGCCCUCAGUUCAGCAAGGGCACCUACAUCCCUGUCUUUCCCCACAAUGAGCGUCCGAGCCCCUGGGAGGGCAGCAUCACCAACACCUCUGACAACACGGUCACUAUGGGCGUCACGGCUGCUGCCACCUGCACCGUGGGGAAGUACCACAUGUACGUCGCCGUGGUGACACCCUUCGGUAUCCGCAGGACCCGAAAGGACAAAAGCCGCGACCUCUACAUCCUCUUCAAUCCCUGGGCCUCAGCUGAUGCCGUGUUUCUGGAUGAUGAGAAGGAGAGGGAUGAGUGUGUGAUGAAUGAAAUGGGGAUCAUCUACCACGGCGCCUUUGAUGACGUCGCUGAGAGAAACUGGAACUAUGGACAGUUUAACUUUGGAGUCCUGGACGCCUGUCUGUACAUCAUGGACCGGUCCGACAUGCCCAUCACCAACAGAGGAGACCCCAUCAGGGUGACCAGGAAGGCCUCUGCUAUGCUGAACUCUCGUGAUGACGAGGGUGUGCUCGUGGGGAACUGGAGCGGCGACUACACCUACGGCGUGGCGCCCACUUCCUGGACCGGCAGCACCGACAUCCUGCUCACCUACGCCAGCGGCAAGAUGCCCGUCUGCUACGCUCAGUGCUGGGUCUACGCUGCAGUCUUCAACACCUUCCUGCGCUGUCUGGGCAUCCCGUCGAGGGUCGUCACCAACUUCUACUCCGCUCACGACAACGAUGGAAACCUGAAGAUGGACAUCAUCCUGGACGAGAACGGCAGAAUCGACCGCAGUCGCACCAAAGACUCUAUCUGGAACUAUCACUGCUGGAACGAGUGCUACAUGUCCAGACCCGACCUCCCAGCUGGCUUUGGAGGCUGGCAGGUGGUGGAUGCUACACCACAGGAGACCAGUGAUGGCAUGUACAGAUGUGGCCCUGCCUCAGUCCAGGCCAUCAAACACGGGCAGAUCUGCUUCCCAUUUGAUGCUGCCUUUGUGUUUGCUGAGGUCAACAGCGAUGUGGUGUUUUAUUCCCGGAAUAAAGAUGGCACCAUGGAGCCUGUCAGAGUGAACCGGACCCACAUAGGCCGCAUGGUGGUGACCAAAUCUCUAGGAGACAUGACCCGCCGCGAAAUCACCGAUCAGUACAAGUUCCCUGAAGGCAGUACCGAGGAGCGGACCGUCCUGGAGAAGGCGGAGGAGUACGGCUGUAAACGCGAUAAGUCCGAUCUUCCCGCGGCCGACGUGGACCUGAUCCUGCCCACCCUGGAGGUCAGCGUGGGCGACGACUUCGAGAUUAACCUGGAGUUUGUGAACCGCAGCGACGAGCGCCGCACCGUGGACAUCUACAUCAGCGGCAGCGUGGUUUUCUACACCGGAGUCACCACCUCCGAGUUCCUGUUCAGGAAUCCCACCGUGACCAUUGGCCCAAACAAAAGUGUGAAGGAGCCGGUGACAGUCGAGUCAAAGGCCUACAUGAAGCAUCUGGUGGAACAGGCAAACAUCAACUUCAUCGCCACUGGGAAGGUCCAGGAGACCGGGCAGAUCAUCACCGCCAUGAAAGUCGUCACCCUGCACAACCCCAAACUCACCAUCACGGUGUCGGAGGGCGGCAGAGUGAGUGAGGAGAUGACGGCGACCGUGGAGUUCACAAACCCCUUCUCCUUCAGCCUGGAGGGCGUCUACAUCCGCAUGGAGGGACCCGGGAUCAUGCUGCCCAAGUCCAAAUAUUACAGUCUGAUCCAGGGACGUACUUCCCUCUCCUGGACGGAGUAUUUCACCCCGCAGCGGGCCGGCAGCAGCAGAGUGAUCGCCUCUCUGGACUGUCCCGCCCUCAGGCAGGUCCUCGGCCAGGCGUCUAUCAGCGUGAAGCCCUGAGGAUCACCAUAGGGUCGCCGAAGGGUCACUGAGGGUCACUGUAGGUCAAGGGUGUCCAAACUACAUUUUGAAUCGGCCCUCAGCCAAUUCUAAAAGUAUAGUGACUUCAGUAUAAUAAACUUCUGCUUGUCUUAUAUUGUAUCUCUCAACUAUAUAAUGUUAAAAUAUAUUACACACUAUUCAUGCGUUAAUAAGCCCAAUUUUCAAUAAAAUUUCAGUCAAUUAAAGUUGAAAACAGUAUGGCAAUAUGGCCCACAAA